ACUUGCAGGCUGCUGGCGGGUUGGGCCUGAAUCUAAUGAAUCUACAGGCACACACGCACACGCACGCACACACACACACGGUCUAAUCUCCAGGAGCAGAGCCGGAAACCUGACUGUGAAGAGCGGGGGGAAAGAAGUUCUGGUUCGGCUGCAGCUCUGCUCCUCCUCGGCUUCACCUCCCUCUCUCUCUCUCGCUGGUAGAAACACUGUGGGAUAAAGUGAUCGGAGUUGACAAGCCCGCUCCACUACUGUAUCUACUCCCCCUUCCUCCUCCUCCUCCUCCUCUCCCGCUCCACACAACCAGGAAAUCGUCGAGGUGUGCUGCUUCUUUAUCCCGCUGUUGGCCGCCCCGUCUGCGGGUGUAGAUGCGCUUUUCGCGUCGCCUUCCCCCCCCCUCCGGUUGUUUUUUCUCUUUUCGUCACCGUGCUGCUGUGACUUUUAAAGCCGGACCUCAGCUCUGAAGUCAGACUAACUUGCCGACGAGGAGAGGAGCUCCACUCCGGCCGAACAAUGAGUGAGUCGAGUAUUUGCCAGGCUCGGGCCACUGUGAUGAUCUAUGACGAUGGCAACAAGAAGUGGCUGCCGGCUGGUGCUGGAACCCAGACCUUCAGCAGAGUCCAGAUCUAUCACAACCCCUCUACCAAUGCCUUCAGGAUAGUGGGACGCAAGAUGCAGACUGACCAGCAGGUGGUUAUAAACUGUCCAAUCGUGAAAGGUCUCAAGUAUAACCAGGCCACACCCAACUUCCACCAGUGGCGGGAUGCCCGGCAGGUGUGGGGGCUCAACUUCGGCAGCAAGGAGGAUGCUACUCUAUUUGCCAACGGCAUGGCUCACGCUCUGGAGGUGCUCACCUCCAUGGCAGAUGCAGGCUAUGCAACCCUCCCCCGCCCACUGUCGAACGGUCCGUCUCCAGAAGAGCUUGAACAACAGCGGAGGUUGGAACAGCAGGAACGUGAGCGACAGGAGAGAGAACGACAGGAGCGGGAGCAGCAGGAAAGGGAGAGACUGGAGAGAGAAAGACAAGCGGCUGCAGUCCCUAUUCCUCCACCUCCACCUCCACCAUUGGCCCCUGGAGGCUCCAUUCCUCCACCGGCCCCACCUCCACCCCCUGGCCCCCCUCCGGCCACCGGUAUCCCUCCACCUCCGGGACCACCUCCGGGACCACCUACCUCAGGAGGACCCCCGCCAGCCCCACCCCUGCCUGCUCCAGGAGGAGGAGGAGGUGGUGGAGGUGGUGAAGUUGGUGGAGGCGCUGGAGGAUUGGCAGCUGCCCUUGCAGGAGCUAAACUCCGCAAAGUAUCUAAGCAGGAGGAUUCAGCCUCACUAGGCAGAGGUGACUCGACCCGCAGCAGCAGCAGCUCUGGUGGCGGGGGAGGCAGUCUGAUGGGUGAGAUGAGUGCCAUCUUGGCACGAAGGAGGAAAGCUACAGACACUGGAGAUAAGCCACCUGCGAAGACACAAGAUAAUGAUGAUUCAGAGCCUCAAGGUCAAAGCGACACCCUGAGAAGACCUUGGGAUAAAUCGUCUGUGAACAGGAAUAACUCCAUCACCAAGAUCACGGACUCCACUUCCUCAUUGUCCCCUGGUUCCAGGGUGAAGCCUGCAGGCAACAGUAAUGAUGCAGGCGGAAUGGAUGACUCAGAUUUAGAAAAAAUGAAACAGGAGAUCCUCGAGGAGGUGCGGAAAGAACUACAAAAAGUCAAGGAGGAAAUUAUUGGAGCCUUUGUUCAGGAGCUGCAAAAGAGAAGCACAUAGUUCUGCUGAGUGUCAGGUGUAACGGAGGGAUGUGAUAGAUGGAGGUGGCUGAGGCCUGUCGGGACCUCUCCUCCACUGCGCCCUCCCAUGUAGCCCAGGGAUUUCUCUUUUUCACCUACACACUUUCUCUUGUCUCUAUCUCUAUCUCUCUCUCACAUGAGCAUACUUGCUUAUGUGUCCAACAUGCAUAUUCACUUCAUGUAAAUGGUAAUCCAGGGAACCUCCUCACGUCGCCCUCCAGGCACUUUUGAUGAUCACUCAUGAGUCUUCAGCAGUGAUCCCCUCUCAUCUAUCCCAUCUCUUCCCUGCUCAUUCAUCCCGUCCCCUUGUGUCCUUUAUGUGCUCCGCUCAUCUGAACCAAUUUAGAGCACAUACCUGCAGCCAGUUUCUCUUCCAGUCCGUCAUCAUGUACACUCAUCAUAACCCUCUUCUGUGCAGAACUCCUGCUAAUUGUGUCCUCUCCCUUCUGCUAUCAGACGCACCAUUUACUGAUAGAGCAGUCUUCAGUAUUCAGGGACAACUUAUCAACCACAUUUUUACUGUAAUUAACAAAACGCUGACAUGCUGGGAGCCUUUUUUCUCUCUCUCGUUCUCAGUUGACAAAUUAUUGUUCAGUGUCAAACAAGCUCCUUCAUCCUCUAGCAGUGAACUGCCUCUGAUGGUGGUUAGAGGCUGAGUAAACGACAACAAUCGAGGACCGAUCAGACAGUCCACCUCCCUGACUACUGCAGUGACUCUCCAUCAAGUGGACUUUGAGCAGUGACUAAACUGAAACAGCACAACACCCGCCUUCGCUGCUGCAAGAUUAAGACGUUUGAGGAAGAGGAGACAAGCAGAGGGACCGUGACGGACAACCUGAGUGCUGUGAAAGAGGAGUGUGUUGUAGUUUUAUGAUGUGUGAGAAAUGUAUUCUCUUUGCAUUGCACUUGUUCCAGAGGAAGUGUGUCUGCGUGCUGCGCCGCCUUGACAGACUAUGCCCUCUCACUCAAAAUGAGAUAUUAUUUGUUGGCCGGUGUAGUGGCUCUACACUGUGCUCCCACUAGUCAUUUCCUUCCAUUCUAGCUAUUUCUAACUUUGAAACAUGAAAACAAUGGCCAUGAUGAGGUCAAUUAAUUUGGCCCUGACCAACUGCCUUGAGGAUAAAUAUAUAUUGAUAUUAUAUAUAUAUAUAUAAGGAAAAAUAUAUUUGUUUUGAGGGAAAAUGUUAGCAAAAAUGAAAUGGUGUUUCUAUUUUAAUUGAAGUGACUGGUGAAUGGGGAUUUUUUUUUCUUUUUUUUUUCAAUGAUUGUUUUCCUAUGAAAUGUUAUUUUGGGUUUACUGUUUCUUUUUUCUAAUAGAGUCUAGGCUUUUUACACUGAAAUGUUAAGAAAACAGCUUAGAGACACUGGAUUAGAAAUGCCUUUAUAGUCGAAUACAGCUGCUUCUUGAAAUGCA
Molecule: messenger RNA, 3189 nt
Organism: Hippoglossus stenolepis (Pacific halibut)
Lineage: Eukaryota; Metazoa; Chordata; Actinopteri; Pleuronectiformes; Pleuronectidae
Gene: vaspb
Product: vasodilator stimulated phosphoprotein b
Exons: 14
Coding region: 511-1755 (414 amino acids)
Biological process (GO): actin cytoskeleton organization; neural tube closure; protein homotetramerization
Cellular component (GO): cytoskeleton
Molecular function (GO): profilin binding; SH3 domain binding; actin binding
Source: RefSeq, a predicted model, not a curated record